Molecule: messenger RNA, 396 nt
Organism: Ambispora leptoticha
Lineage: Eukaryota; Fungi; Glomeromycota; Glomeromycetes; Archaeosporales; Ambisporaceae
Source: the annotation of a GenBank genome assembly
AUGGCAAAACUAAUUGCUGCUGUCAUUGGUAUUCUCACAUCCUCUGCAUUAUUACACCAUUUACAAAAUGACAUUGACGGUAAUACUCUGAAACUACGAAAAAAACUGAGAAAUACCCAAGAUCGGUUAGAGACUGCGUUGCCAGGUACCUGGCGGAUAAAGUCGCAAGAGUAUCCAUCACUCAAAACAACAUUAACUCCAAAUCAACGAGCAAAACUCCCGAUCCCAACAUUAACACAAACACUAAAUCACAUUGAAAAGCGGUUUAUUCCGACGUUCAAAGCGACGUGGAAUGAUCAUGUUAUUGGGUUCGCGAAUCUUAUUAAUGGAAUUGAUGUGCAGGACUCGAUAAAGUCUAGAUGGGAUAAAUGGCAAAAGUCUGGUCAAAAAAAGUGA